Rhizoctonia solani is the source of this 1020-nucleotide messenger RNA. Its product is annotated as P-loop containing nucleoside triphosphate hydrolase protein. Lineage: Eukaryota; Fungi; Basidiomycota; Agaricomycetes; Cantharellales; Ceratobasidiaceae. The transcript has a single exon. The record is from RefSeq and is a predicted model, not a curated record. The coding region runs from base 1 to 1020 and encodes 339 amino acids.
AUGGAUGUCGUCGGUGAUACUCUAGUUUUAACUUCUAGUGAUGCCCCCCUCAAAUCCUCUCCUUUACUCAAGUCGCGACCGGCCCAACCAAUGCCUUUCCCCCUUGGCCGCAAACCAGUAGCUCCUCCUUCAUCUCCUAUCGCUUUUUCUCUGAACAUCAAGGUUGGACCCAGUGGUGACUCCAAGGAUGAAACACACCUUGCGUCGGGGACGAAAGAUGAUUUUUCUUUGCUACUCAGUGAUUCUGACAUUGAGAUACUUGAUCCUACCCCGCCGAGAAUGCCCUCCCCCCAACUGGUAAUCGACAAUUCCACGCAUACAUCACCUCUCCCAAAUCAUAAUGGGAAGAAUACGACUAUUACAUUCACCUCGCCAGCCUCUCCCAGAUUAGAUCCACCAACUGAUUCACCAGACCGCUCAUUUCCGUUGAGACCUGCUGGACGUUCGACUCGCAUGACAAUACUGGACUCAUCUCCUUUAGGCAGCCCAUCUAUGAGUCAGAGAGGUGGCUCCGGGGAACCGUCUACUCCACCUCGACGUCGUAUUCGACGUGGUCGACCUCCUAGUCCAGAAGCUGAAGAAGCUGAGGUCAGACAAGACGUCCGGAAAAAGGGAAAGAAAACCAAGCGCUCGAUUCUUGAGAAGAACAGGUUCCUUGAAACUGAAGCUCAGUUUUCAGGAUCAGAAGAUUCAAACGCCUCGUUCGACCCUGCCGGUCUUGAGAAUGACUACGACCGAGAGUUUGUGCGAACCUCGCCGUUGACCCAAGUGCCUGCAGACUACAACCAACAACAAUAUUAUGUACAGAGCCUUAUGACUCAAGUUCCGGGAGGCUCUGGGCCGCGCUUUGCCACUGGACCUGUUCGUUACAAUGCGUACCUUGCUCUAGGGAAUAAGAGGCGCGAAGGCGUAUCCAGCUCGCCCGUGCGUGUCUCCCAGUCUCAAUACGUCAACGAUUCAUUCGUGGUAGACGAUGAGGAGGAAAUUGAGUACGAAGAGAAAUCAAGCGAUCUUGAUUGA